Cyphomyrmex costatus is the source of this 4775-nucleotide messenger RNA. It is a transcript of the gene Nmnat, whose product is annotated as nicotinamide mononucleotide adenylyltransferase. Gene Ontology annotation, molecular function: nicotinamide-nucleotide adenylyltransferase activity; nicotinate-nucleotide adenylyltransferase activity. Gene Ontology annotation, biological process: NAD+ biosynthetic process. The transcript is spliced from 5 exons. NCBI's taxonomy places the organism in Eukaryota, Metazoa, Arthropoda, Insecta, Hymenoptera, Formicidae. The record is from RefSeq and is a predicted model, not a curated record. The coding region runs from base 87 to 4775 and encodes 1562 amino acids.
UGCUCAGCGUCAGCCCUCCGGGUCGAUUUGACGGUGACGGAGGUGCGGUCGGCCGUCGAUGCGGCGACGAGUGGCGAGCGCGCAAAAUGGCGCCCACGCGUGUAAUUCUGAUGUCGUGUGGCAGUUAUAAUCCACCGACGAAUAUGCACUUGCGGAUGUUCGAAAUCGCUCGAGACCAUUUGCAUCGAUUGGGAACACAUGUUGUCGUUGGUGGAGUGAUCUCUCCAGUGCAUGAUGCAUAUGCCAAGAAGGAACUGGCUAGUGCUACGCACAGAUGCGCAAUGCUCCGCUUAGCUUUGCAGAAUAGUGACUGGAUUCGGCUGAGCACAUGGGAAACAAGGCAGAACUGUUGGACCAAAACUCGCAUGUGCUUGCAGCAUCAUCAAAAUCUACUCAACUCCAUGCUUUCCAAUUCCAAUGACAUCAAGCAUCACAUGCAGAUAGAAGAUAUGGAUUGGAUUCCGGAGAAUGUAAAGAACAGUUCAGAUAAUAUGCCGAUACAAAUCAAACUGCUGUGUGGUGCAGAUCUUCUAGAGAGCUUUGGCAUUCCUGGACUUUGGCUCGAAGAAGAUAUUGAUACAAUUGUUGGCGAACAUGGUCUUGUAGUUAUCACCAGAGAGGGUUCCAAUCCCAACAAAUUCAUCUAUGACUCAGACAUCCUCUCCAAGCACAUGAACAAUAUCUGUAUCGUAACCGAAUGGAUCCCAAACGAAGUUAGCUCAACGAGGAUCAGACGAGCUCUGAAGCGCGGCGAGAGCGUCAGGUACCUAUUGCAAGAUUCCGUCAUCGAUUAUAUCUACAAGCAUGAGAUCUACGAUGCGAGAAUGACAGACACAACAAUUAAGUUGGAAUUGUCGUCACCGAAUGCGAACAAUUACCUGCACAUAGAUCCCCGAUACCUAACUGCAUUGCUAACGCCGUCACCCAGCGAUGUAACCAUGGGCUCGCCGAGCCCAGUCGAGAUCGUUGCGUCUAUUGAUGUGCCGGAUGCGGUGGUGCUUCGCAAAAACUUGCAGAACGCUGCGGGUGGUGGUGGUGGGCUCGACGAGAUUCGCGAGCAAUUCGUUAGCAUGAUCAGCAACAACGCCGACAAUAGCAACAUCAAGCAUGUAUCUAGAGUCGCGUAUCCCGGUCAAGCGAAACAGAUCAUCGCCAGCGUAACCGGCGUCGCGCGAAUUUUAGACGAGGUAGGUGCGCUUGACGAGCCGAUGGCGAAGUCCCAACCUGGUCCUUCGUCAGAAGAGGGUCGUAGAUCAGUGGUAGAUAAUAUCGCGAAUAAAAUUAUUAUUGGACAGAGAGAGGUCUCGGAUUUCAGAUCGAAGAUGGAAAUUAUUGAUGUGGACUUAGGUUCAAACGAUGAUCACGAGAUAAUAGUAAAAAUUUCUUCUAAUUCUGGCGAAUUGGUAUCGAAUGAAGAUCGUAGGUUAACGAUAGACAGUAUUACUAGGGAUAAGGAAGUGUUGAAUUUGGGAUCUAAGGCGGAAAUUAUUGAUGUAGAUUUAGGUUCGAGUGAGAUAAACAUGAAGGUUUCGCCCAACCAGCUAAGUUCUAAUGAAUUCGUGCCAAAAGAAUGUUCUAGGUCCAUAAGAGAAAGCGUAGAAAAGGGUCAAAUUGAAAUUGGGCAGAAAGAGAAUUUGAGAUCUAAAAUGGAAGUCACUGACGUAGAUUUAGAUUCGAAUGACGAUCGCAAAUUAAUAAUGAAGGUUCAAUCUAGCGAGUCGAGUUCCGGUGAACUUCGAUUAGGAGAAUGUUGCUGGCCGAAAAAAGAAAGUGCUACGAAUGAUGAAUUUGAAAUUUGCGAUAGAAAAAUUAUGUCUGGGAAAAUGAUAAUCGAUGCAGAGUUAGGUUUAGAUGAUAAGAACGCAUUGAAAGAAACUCGUAGAUCUACGGUAGAAGCAAUCAGUGACGAAGUAAAUUCAGAUCGGUCUAGAUUUAGCAGAAUUGGAUCAGAGAAGAGCUCCAAAUCGAUAAUAAAAAGUGUCGUAGAUGGAAAAGUUAGCAACAAAGAAAUGAUUAAUGUAGAAUUUACCGAUGUUGUUAAGGUUCAACCUGUUCAUUCCAGCCAUGGCAUACUUAUGUUAAAGGACGACCGUAGGUUAAUGAUAGAAAAACUUACAAAUGAACUUAAAAGUAAACUUGACGAGGAAAAGAAUAAAUUUAAAGAAAAUUCACAGAUAGAUAAGGUAGGCAAAAAUGAUACUGAACUAACCGAACUUAAUACGGAGAGAGAUAUGAAAAAUAACGUCGAAAUCGACGACGUGGGAAUUGGUUCCGGAAAAGAGACAGCUGAUUUUGAAUCUAGAACUAAAUAUCUAGAUGCCAAGGCAAUAACUUCGUCACUAAACAUUUCAAUGACGUCACUGGACGGUCGCCACGAGUGUGCUCUCUCCGAUUUCAGCGUAGACAAGGAAGAUUAUCGCCUUAGCCAAUAUGGUUCCGACGAGGAUGAAGAAAAGGAUAAGAAACCUAUAUAUACUGCCAGAUUGAAUUUGACGAAAUACGCUGACGGUCAAAUAGAAGACAUGAUAGAUAAUGUAGAUUUCGUAAAUGAUUACGAUAGUAAUAAUUGCACAAAAUCUUCCGAUAAACCAGAUCAAUUGAAAUAUAUCGUGGAAGAAUCAUUUUCAGUAGCAGAGGUAAACGAUAAGGAUAAUAAUUUUAAAAGCAGAGAACAGACAGAAGAAAUAUUUAGAAUAUCGCAAGAGACUGACAAGAUGAGCACAAUAGAAAAAGGAUCAGAAUUGGACAUGCAUUCCUCGGAUAAACCGAUGACAUCUUGCGAUUCAAGUCUCGAAAUAGAUGGUAAAUAUAUAAAAUCGAUCGUAAAUUCUCGUAAGAGUCCGAGAAAGAUCAAGGAUGGUCAAGUUCGUGACGUUGAGGUCAAGGAGCAACAUGAACUUAUUGACGAUCCACAGGUAUUUCAAUCUGAAGCUUCAAUCCAAAAUUCUUCCAUGAAGAUGAAGAGCUCCGAAAUCGCGGAAGAACAGACUUACGAUGUAGAUGUUGAUAUUGAGAAGAAAAGACAAAUUGUCAAGGACCGAGAAAUAUUUCGUGCUGAAAAAAUAUUCCAAGAUUCUUCCAAGAUUCUUCCAAGAUCAUCUUCCAUGAAGACGACGAGUUCUAAAAAAGUCGAAAAGCUUCAGACUGGUGAAAGUGGACGCGAAAUGAAAGAUUUUAAUAAAUCUAUUAGUGAUCUAUCCAGGAAGGCAUCCCAAAAGUCGUCAAAAAUAUCUACAAGUACAAAAAGUCCCAAAAAGAAAAGUCAAACUUUUUAUAAAAGUGAAGAUAUGAAAAAUUACGAUCGAUCUAUCAACGAUCGCGUUAUCACUCAACUAGAGGAAGUCUUUCUGGAUUCUUCAAAGAAGAAUUCCAAAAACGAUUCCGAGAGCGAAUUGAAGAAGCAAAAUCGACAUGUUGAUAAUCGAGAGACGUCGCGGAUUGAAGACCAUUCCUCGAAAACGUCUUCCAUAAAGAGCCCGAAAAAGACUCAAACUCAGAAGACUGUAAAAAUGAACGAUAACAAAGGACAACAAGCACAAGAAGCAAUAAAAACGGCAAAAGAUGCUGAUAAUAAAACAAAGUGUGAUUUCAACGAGAUUAAAGACGUGUAUACGAGAAAAGUGCGACGUUACAACGUACCUCUUCAAGGCAGCUUGGACUCAAUGAUCGUGUCCGAUGAAACAUCUACACAGAAGCCGAAAAAGGACGACGCGUUCUCGAAGAAGUCGAAGAGCUAUGAAUCAAUUAAGCGCAUUCAAGAAGUAUUUCUGGGCGUACCGCCAGCAAAGGCGAAUAGUAGUGGCUCGCAACUUGAUAUUCCGGACGAGUUCUGCUCGAUCUGCUGUUACAUGAAUGAAAUCACCUUCCGAACGGAGGAGGAAGUAAGCAGCCCGAAUCAGGAGACGUUUUAUACGCUCAGAUCAGCCUGUAGCUCGCUGGCUGAUGAUGACGAUUCAAUCGAAUGUGACAUCUGCGGUUCGCUCAAUCUCCAGGAAUCUGCUGACGAUCUUGAGGGAAAAGUUCAGGAGAUACCCUGCGAGCUUUGCAAAAUCUGUGGUGAGGUGGAUGGUAGUUUUGAUCAGGAUUCUACACUACCGGCUGAUAGGUAUACUUUCAAGAUGAUUGAUCCGCACCAAGAUGACGACGAUAGCUUUGAGAUUGAGAACUGUGGCUUUCAGAGUGGUACGGAAUCAGCUGAUGAUCGAAGCAGGAUCUCUGAUAAAGAGAGAAUUAAGGAUCCUGGAAGAUCGAAAUCACAAUCUUUGUUUAUUCAUGGCUCUUCGAUGAACAGAGAUCAGCCGCGGGAAUUAUACUUCAUACCCAAAGAUGAAAUUGCGAUUUUAACGAGCGGGACCAGAAAGGUCAACCGCAAAGGUUCCUUGUUCAGAAAAAAGGAAGAUUCUAGCGGAAAUACACGAGAUAAGAGACGGUAUUCUUCGGUAGACAGUCUCCAAUUGGCAAAGAUGUCUUCAAAGGGAAGCGAUAAGGUGCUCAAAGUUGCGAAGAAUACAACGUUGAUUGGAUCUGCUGAUAAUCUGCGGAUAUCGAGAGACUCGAGAAGAUCAAAAUCUUUGCAAAGACCGACCGACAAUGUCUGUAAAGAUAGGCUGAAUAAGUCUACCGAUAAUUUAAAUUCACAGAUGGAGAAUCUAGGAAAGGAAAAUGAAGCUGAAGACUUAACUCAGAAACUAAACAUUCGAGAUAAGGAGGAGGUGAAGAUGAUUCUCACACAACAUGGAAUCAAGAUUAUCAGCGAGAAGGAAACUGCCUUAUAA